Messenger RNA from Bufo bufo (common toad), 3621 nucleotides. RefSeq names its product ADP ribosylation factor like GTPase 9 (gene ARL9). Gene Ontology annotation, molecular function: GTPase activity; GTP binding. The coding region runs from base 93 to 2747 and encodes 884 amino acids. The transcript has 4 exons. The record is from RefSeq and is a predicted model, not a curated record. NCBI's taxonomy places the organism in Eukaryota, Metazoa, Chordata, Amphibia, Anura, Bufonidae.
GGUCCUUCAGCCGUCACAUUGUCUUCCCUCAGUUAUAGCACUCCAAUGUAGACCUGUCUAUUCCGCUGGAUUUCUCCUCAGGCUGAGGGAAGAUGUCGGUCCUCCGGAGCAUGGGUCUGCCGGCUGCUUUGCUAGCUGCUACAGGAGGGGUGGCCCUGGCGACCUGGAGGUAUCUGUCUACUAGGAGGCAACAGAGUGCAGAGCACGGGGAGACUCUGCGGGUGGAGGAGGAAGGAAAUGUGGAGGUUGGGUCACCUCAGGGUGAAGAAGCAGGUGCCUUCAGAAUAGGUGGGCAGCAUGAGGACGGAAGGCAAGAGUUCAGGGCAGGCACAGCUGAAGAAGUAUCUCCCCUGCAUAAUGUAGAGGGCGGAACGAGCUCACUAGGGAGUGAUGGGCAGGCACCUCCGGGCACCUCACCUGUGUGUCAGAAGGAGAAGAGCGCAGCACCUCCGGGCACCUCACCUGUGUGUCAGAAGGAGAAGAGCGCAGCACCUCCGGGCACCUCACCUGUGUGUCAGAAGGAGAAGAGCGCAGCACCUCCGGGCACCUCACCUGUGUGUCAGAAGGAGAAGAGCGCAGCACCUCCGGGCACCUCACCUGUGUGUCAGAAGGAGAAGAGCGCAGCACCUCCGGGCACCUCACCUGUGUGUCAGAAGGAGAAGAGCGCAGCAGCUCCAGUCACUUCUAAGGCUGCGGAAGAGAAGAGCGCAGCACCUCCAGUCACUUCUAAGGCUGCGGAAGAGAAGAGCGCAGCACCUCCAGUACCUUCUAAGGCUGCGGAAGAGAAGAGCGCAGCACCUCCAGUCACUUCUAAGGCUGCGGAAGAGAAGAGCGCAGCACCUCCAGUCACUUCUAAGGCUGCGGAAGAGAAGAGCGCAGCACCUCCAGUCACUUCUAAGGCUGCGGAAGAGAAGAGCGCAGCACCUCCAGUCACUUCUAAGGCUGCGGAAGAGAAGAGCGCAGCACCUCCAGUCACUUCUAAGGCUGCGGAAGAGAAGAGCGCAGCACCUCCAGUCACUUCUAAGGCUGCAGAAGAGAAGAGCGCAGCAGCUCCAGUCACUUCUAAGGCUGCGGAAGAGAAGAGCGCAGCACCUCCAGUCACUUCUAAGGCUGCGGAAGAGAAGAGCGCAGCACCUCCAGUCACUUCUAAGGCUGCGGAAGAGAAGAGCGCAGCAGCUCCCGUCACUUCUAAGGCUGCGGAAGAGAAGAGCGCAGCAGCUCCAGUCACUUCUAAGGCUGCGGAAGAGAAGAGCGCAGCAGCUCCAGUCACUUCUAAGGCUGCGGAAGAGAAGAGCGCAGCAGCUCCAGUCACUUCUAAGGCUGCGGAAGAGAAGAGCGCAGCACCUCCAGUCACUUCUAAGGCUGCGGAAGAGAAGAGCGCAGCAGCUCCAGUCACUUCUAAGGCUGCGGAAGAGAAGAGCGCAGCAGCUCCAGUCACUUCUAAGGCUGCGGAAGAGAAGAGCGCAGCACCUCCAGUCACUUCUAAGGCUGCGGAAGAGAAGAGCGCAGCACCUCCAGUCACUUCUAAGGCUGCGGAAGAGAAGAGCGCAGCACCUCCAGUCACUUCUAAGGCUGCGGAAGAGAAGAGCGCAGCAGCUCCCGUCACUUCUAUGUCUGUGAAAGAGAAGAGCGCAGCAGCUCCAGUCACUUCUAUGUCUGUGGAAGAGAAGAGCGCAGCAGCUCCAGUCACUUCUAUGUCUGUGGAAGAGAAGAGCGCAGCACCUCCAGUCACUUCAAAGGCUGCGGAAGAGAAGAGCGCAGCACCUCCAGUCACUUCAAAGGCUGCGGAAGAGAAGAGCGCAGCAGCUCCCGUCACUUCUGUGGCUGCGGAAGAGAAGAGCGCAGCAGCUCCCGUCACUUCUGUGGCUGCGGAAGAGAAGAGCGCAGCAGCUCCCGUCACUUCUGUGGCUGCGGAAGAGAAGAGCGCAGCAGCUCCCGUCACUUCUGUGGCUGCGGAAGAGAAGAGCGCAGCAGCUCCCGUCACUUCUGUGGCUGCGGAAGAGAAGAGCGCAGCAGCUCCCGUCACUUCUGUGGCUGCGGAAGAGAAGAGCGCAGCAGCUCCCGUCACUUCUGUGGCUGCGGAAGAGAAGAGCGCAGCAGCUCCCGUCACUUCUGUGGCUGCGGAAGAGCAUGCACCCAGAUCAUCUGUAGAUCCUCCUGUGGAAAAGGGAAUCGGCGACUCCUUGUCAUCUGCUGAAAUAGAGCAUAAGGAAAAGCAUGCACCAUGCAAGCAGGUUUUAGUGCUCGGUCUGGAUGGAGCCGGGAAGACAAGCAUCUUGAACUCUAUUGCCGCCAAUAAAGGAAAACGUAUUACAACACCCACAGAAGGAGUAAAUGCGAUGUGUGUCAGCAACGGCAAUUCCAAAAUGGACUAUUUGGAAAUUGGGGGAAGUGAGCAGCUUCGUCCUUACUGGAAAAUGUACCUCGCUAGAGCCUUUGCUGUUAUUUUUGUGGUGGAUUCUGCUGAUCAUGGUCGUCUUCCACUCGCCAAAAGACAUCUUCAUCAAUUAAUCCAACAAGACUCUGUACUUCCUCUUCUGGUACUUGCUAAUAAACAGGAUUUGGAAACUGCACAUCACAUCCCCGAGAUUCACGAUGCCCUGGCACUGUCAGAGAUCUGUGAAAAGAGGAAGUUAUUUCUAAUUGGAACAUACGUGACAAAGGAGGGCUCUGAGGUUUCCUCUGGGAUUCAGGACACCAAAGAAUUUCUUGCACAUCUGCUCUUAGAAAACUCUGAAAUCCAAUAACUCUAUUUGUCCGACACCAGUACUAUCACUCAGUAUAAACUGGGGUGUCCUGUUUGGAUACCUACGUUUUAAAUUUAAAGGUCCCUGCCAAAGAUGAUGGAACCGAGGUCAGAUGAUGUCCAUAAUGUAAAUGCUCAUUACCCCUGCACCAGUGCUGGAGGGAAAAUGAAACAUUACAUUGAUAUGAGCAUCCAUUCAUUUUCACUGAAUGCUUGCGAUCCCCCAGAAUACAUAGCAACACUGCUGGGAGUCCUCAAUAGGGCUGGACUGACCAUUAGGGCGAAGCCCAAGGUGUCAUAGCCAGAAGGGGCCCUGCGAUUGAUUCUUUAAAAUUUAAAGGUAAAGUCUGCAGAAAACAUGGGCUACAUGAGAUAAAUACUGCCCAAAUGUAUUAUGUUAACCUGACAGUAGUGCAUUUUUAACUAUGGUGGCUGGUCAGGGGCCAUGACUGUUAGUGCCCAAGGGUGCAGACCUCUCAAUUUUCUGGUUCUCACUAAUGCGAGAGAAUAUUUCGAGAGGUUGUCUUGACUAAAUAGCUUCUUUUUAAUAAUGGGUCAGAACACAAUGUGUUAUAAUUAAGGGUGGUGGAUAUUGUAUACUGAAGGUGAUCACAUAUUGCAGCAGUCCAUUUUCUGGUUCUCCUUCUCCUGCAUCACUGCCAGUUCAUAGUUCUCAAUGAUGUCACUGGUUUCUGGAGAACUAAUAGACUGCAGUUAAUGUCUAGCGGACUGAUAAUUUCUGUAUCUUUAAACAGGUCUCAGGAGUCUUGGGUACUGCAAAUAAUGGCUUGAUUGCUGAGAUGUUCAAGACAAGCCAUAAUCUACUAUGUUGUACAAUACAGUCUAGGAUUGCGGUGGUGGUAUGGGAUAUGGAG